AUUUUUAAAUAUAUAAUGUUUUGUCUUGUUUACGGUAUAUCAACACCACGUUACCGUCCUUACUGUUACUCACUCACUCACUCACUCACUCACUCACUCCUCUCUCGCAGGAUCCUGGUGGGGGCGCCGAAGGACCACAACCUCCAGCCAGGGACAGACAGGUCAGGGGCACUGUGGAAAUGCCCUCUCACCACCAACACCACAGACUGCGUGCAGGUUCACACCGACGGCUUCAGGGAUCCGGAAAAAAGGCUCUACAUCUUUGACCAUAGCGACAACAACCUCUCGGAGCCAGCUGAGGACGAGAUCAAAGACGGACAGUGGCUCGGCGUCACCCUCAAGAGCCAGCAGGGAUCGGAAGGCAAAGUGCUGGUGUGCGCCCAUCGCUACAUCAACAAGGGGCCGGACUUCCAGUGGGGAUUCGGUCUCUGCUACAUCCUGUCCAACAACCUCGAUGUCUUGGAGGAACUGGAGCCCUGCAAGGGGAAGCCUGUCGACAGUGGCCACCUGCAGUAUGGGUUCUGCCAGGCGGGCACCAGCGGCAUCCUGCUGGAUGAUGAGGUGGUGCUGGGGGUGCCGGGGCCCUUCACCUGGCGCGGCACCAUCCACACCUCCAACACCUCUGACAACUACCUCAUCAGGGACAAGACGCAGUACUUCGGCCCCGUCACAGAAGCCGACUCUCCUGUUGACAAAUACAGCUACUUGGGCUACUCAGUAACUGCUGGUAACUUCUUUGGGAACUACAUAUCAUACGUGAGCGGUGCCCCGAGGUCACAGGAGACGGGCCAGGUGGUGUUCUUUAGUCGGGUGAAGACAGGAGUCAGUCUGCUGCAAGUGGACCUCAUCCUUAGUGGAGAGAUGUUUGCCUCCAGCUUUGGCUAUGAAGUCCUGGCUCUUGACAUCAACAACGACAGCCGUGACGACCUGGUGGUGGGCGCCCCCUUCUACUACAACAGCAGGGCCAGUGGUGCCAUCUACGUGUACAUGAACAAUGAGGGAGGCUUCCAGGAAAACCAUCCAUUCACCAAGAUAGAAGGUGAACCCGGAGAAACCCGCUUUGGUUCCUCAAUGACGUCCCUGGGAGACCUGAACCAUGACGGCUACCAGGACAUCGCUGUGGGGGCGCCAUACGAGGGCAAGGGAGUCAUCCGCAUCUAUCUCGGCGGUGAAGAUGGACUCUCCACAACACCCUCGCAGAUCAUCCGUGCAGAGGACAUCCCUGGGGAGACGUACAAUGCCUUUGGGUAUGCCCUGAGUGGUGGCAUGGACCUGGAUAACAAUGGCUACCCUGACCUCCUCACGUCCUCCUUCUGCAGCGACAGAGUUCUCCUCCUCAGGGCACGGCCAAUCAUUGAAAUUGAAACUAAGGUGGUUUCUGAAGGCCAGCUGGACAACAUUGACCCAACCAGGAAAGGCUGCCGGGAAGACAUUACCGCCUCUGAAACAUGCUUUUCGUUUGACACAUGCUUCAAGAUGGACAACGACGCAGGCACCCGUACUGGCCUGAAGCUGCACUACACCAUCGAGGAGGAGCCGUACCAGGACCGGCCACUGCCCAGGGUACGGUUCGCAGACAGCACAACCAACCAGCCCAGCGGGGUGCACCGCAAGAUCGACCUCAGGCCGGACGACAUGGGCAGGUCCCGGUGCUCAAAGGAAAUUGUGUAUCUCUUGGAGGGAUCUCAGGACAUCCUGCGUGCUCUGCGGUUCAAGUUGACAUACGAGAUCAUCCAGGAGGAGCCAAGACCAGUGCGUGAGGGAGCGCCCAUGCCCAACAUCAACAAUUACCCAAUCCUCAACCAGAAGGGGGCACUCAAGAAAUUUGAAGGAACAUUUGCCAAGGACUGCGGCGAUGACAACAUCUGCGUGAGUGACCUGCACAUGACUGGAAGCCUUGACCUGGAGGAGGACACCACCGGGGAGGGCUACCUGCUGCGGCUUGGAGAGCACGACACUGUGCCUCUCCUGCUGGAAGUGACCAACCGUGAUGAGCCAGCCUACAUGACCACUCUGUAUGUCAGGCACAAUGAGGCACUCUUCUUUGACCCCACUGACUCCGAGAUCGGAAUAUACGAGUGCACCAAGACAUCUGCAGGAGUCAUCAAGUGUCACCUGGACAACCCUCUUGUCAACACCACAGGGCCACUCAAGCUGAACUUCAAAGAGUCUGGGACACCAUUUGAUUCAAAGUACAUCCAUUUCACGGUGGAAGUCAACUCCUCUUCCACUGAGUUGACACCUCAGGAGCCUCUGACCUUCAGGGUGGAGGUUAUCAAGAGAGCAGAAAUAUCCAUCAAGGGUGACGCCACACCAGAGCAAGUGUUCUAUGGGGGUGAGAUUGUUGGAGAAUCAGCCAUCAAGUACAUGGACGAAAUCGGAACAGAAGUGAUCCACAAGUACGUAGUGGACAACAGAGGCCCAUGGCGGGUGGAUGAGCUGCAGGUGGAGGUGCUGUGGCCUCAUCAGGUGGAGAAUGGCAAAGAGAAGGGCAAGUGGCUGCUCUACAUGACAGAACAUCCCACAGUUGAUGGUGUUGGGGAGUGUGAGAUAGACCCACGCCUCAUCAACCCCCUGAAUCUGCGGCGGUCCAAGAUCUACCCAGACACCUUCACAGGGCCAGAGGCGGACCUGGAGGUUGGGUCCACAGAUGACCUGAAGCCCACCACAGACCACCCAAUUGGCGUGGUGGAUGGGUCAGGUAGCAAGGUGACCAAGGUAACAACGGUGAAGAAAACAACAACUGUGAAGAAGACGACGAAAAAGACAUCGUAUGAAAAGGAAUCCUCCUCAUCAUCAUCUGGUGGCACAUCAUCAUCAUCAUCAUCAUCAAGUUCACAUUCCUCAUCUUCACAUUCAGGCUUCAGUGAUGACGUGGAGGGCAGCGGUCAUGGUCUCGAUGGUCACAGCAGCAGCCGAGUGCAUGGAAGGACUCACUCUCGUGUCAGCCGGAGAGUCUACUCCUCCUCAGAAGGCUCAAAGUUCAAUGAAGCUGAGUCAGGAAGUGACCCCAUCAAGGAGGGUGAGGAUGAGGAUGGCCGUGUCAUCACCCACUACGAGAGGACACACCACUCCUCUGGGAAGUCACCAGAUGGCACAUCAACCUUCGAAGAGACACACCAUGAGAGCCGAAAGGUGACAGUGAAUGAGGACACCCACACCGACAGCAUCCCAAGUGGCAGGUGGGGCCAGGGAGGCGGGUACAGACGCACCUACACGGAGAACCGCUCCUCCACGCGAAUCAACGAUGGUGAACCUGUGGAGACUCACAGACGCUGGGAGACGCACGAGACUUUCCCCUCAGGACAGGAUGAGAACCAGUGGGGCGAUUCUGGUUCAGACAGGAGAGAGGAGACUUACCCUUCAGGACAGGAUGGCGAGAACCGGUGGGGCGAUUCUGGUUCAGACAGGAGAGAGGAGACUUACCCUUCAGGACAGGAUGGCGAGAACCGGUGGGGCGAUUCUGGUUCAGACAGGAGGAGAGAGGAAAGCAGGAAGGAGCACAGCAGAACCUACAGCGUUGACACCAGCACCAGGAGGACACAUUCUGACCAGAUAGGAGAAAAUAACUUCCACAGGACUCAUGAAGGAGGAGCUGUGACACAGAUACAUGAUGGCUCCUACUGGACGGAUGAGGCAAGGAGGACCAGAGUGCAGGAUCAGGAUGGCACAGACAGAGACAGGAUUGUGUGGUCAGACCAGAGAGGAAGGCCAUCAUACAACACGGGGACAGAAAGUAGGAACAGAGAAGAAAAUUACUACGAGGAAAGAACGCAUGAGAGCGAUGGUUUUGCUGGACGAAGGGGAGGAAGCGGCCAUCACCAAGGUCCUUCUGGUGAUGGAUAUGACAGUAGAGGAAGUGCAUCAAGCAGUCAGUGGAGUCACACUAGGUAUGAAGACAGUAGAUCCUCUGGCAGACAAGGAUUUGAUGGCAGACAGGGUAGAACACAUGAUUCCUCGGGUUCCGAGGGAGGUCAUGAUGGCAGAUAUGCAAGUGGUCAAGGGUACAGGGGUCAUCAGGAUAGAUAUGAUGACAGAACGUACAGUGAGGGUGAAUAUACAAGAAAUUAUCACUCAAGGGACUACGGGAGAAGAAGGGAGGAGGAUUACCGAGGACUUCACUCUGAGAGCACCACCAGGGAUCACGGAAGAGGAAGAGAGGAUGAUCACCGAGGACUGCACUCUGAGAGCACUAUCAGGAGGUACGAAGGCGGUGACAACUGGCAGCAUAGAGACCACAGAAGACGAGGACAAGAUGACUGGGGCAGAGAUGAAUCACAUGGGGGAAGUCACAGUGGUUCUACAAGGCACAGAACCCGUGUGGAGUCCCAAACAUCCACCUGGGACUCUGGGCAGGGAAGCAGGGGCGGGUGGGAUGAGCGGCAGGACGACAACUACGAGAGGCAUCAUGUUGGAGCUUCAUCAGACCGACACUUUGCCCAUCUGGAGUCCGGUGGCUCACCGGAGAAUGGUACAUACACCAGAGUAGAAGUGGACCCCAAGACAGGCAAGACAACAACAUACUCUAGGAAGGUCAUGUACAAGAAAUGGGCCAGUAGUUCAGACCAAUGGGGGACAGAGGAGGAAGAACUCCCAGACUUUUCCAGUGACCACAGGAGUGCAAGGACCAAGCGUGAGAAGGAGCUGAUCAUCAAACCUCAAGCUGUGACUGAUGAAAAGACAGGGAAGACCAUGCAAGUCGUUCACCUGCACUGCGACGGACCUGCUACCGCCAAGUGCUUCAGGUUCCACUGCAACAUUCGCAACCUGGCAGCAGGAAGGACAGCAAGCAUCUACAUCAAAUCACGGCUGUGGAACUCAACGCUGGUGGAGGACUACCCACGCGUCAACACCGUCAGCAUCAAGUCCAAGGCAUCCCUCAUCCUGCCCAGCAACAUCCGCGAGGACCAGGACCAGGAGGACGAUGUGGAUUCAGCCGAGACACGGGCCUAUCCUGACCUCCUGGACCAACUGCCACCCGAGGAAGUCCCACUGUGGGUGAUCCUGGUGUCCAUCUUUGCUGGCUUGCUGGUGCUCAUCAUCAUUGUGCUCAUCCUGUGGAAACUUGGCUUCUUUGAGAGGAAGAGACCAGACCCAACACUUUCAGGCAAUCUUGACAAGGACGCUAAUGGUUACUAGUUUAUUUAUUUUGUAUGUUAGUCACACUGGACUUGUUGUGUUCAUUCAUCUCUGAAAGUGCCAAUUUUUUAUAUUAACAGUUUCUCUCAAAGAAUUAUAGUAGGAAUUUUAAUAUAUGGCUCUAUUUCCUACAUGAAAGAUAUAGGUAUAUAUAUUAUAUCAUGUAUAUUUGUAAGUGCUUUCUAGUGUCUUGUCUGGAGAGUGAGCAGUCUUCCUUUUUAACUGAACCUUGAUUUUUUAUGUCACAAAAAUAUUAAGCUUCUCCUCCUGAAGUCGUCCUCUACAGCUACUUACCCUGUGAAGGCUGACUGACCCUCAGGCCCGUCUGGUUGUACGUGACUGCCACUAAACUUGUGUUGCUGCUGCUGUGCCAUGACUGUGAUGUUUCCUGUGCCUUCAACACUCAACAGUGAAGGCGUUAACCUAGGUGUAUGUUUACUGUACUGAAUGCCGAGAAGAAAAUACAGACUUUCCUGGAGUGUUACGUUUCAGGUAGAGUGAGUUUCUAGGAAGUGAAGUGAUGAACGAGAUUUUAUUUUCACAAGAAUAAUUAUUAUAUUAAUGCUUGACAUAGCUCCUGUACAGAUUUUUGUAACUAUUUUAUGCUGUGCUUAGAGAAGUGCUUUAUGGGAUGAGUGUGUGACGUGUGAGAGCUGCUGCUGCUGCUGUUACCUGCUACUGCUGGAGGUGAAAGGUUUAGUGUGGGCAUCUCCUGUGUGCCAGCCUUGGGGCCUCAACACACCACUAUCUGUUGCUGCUCUGGGCCCUGUCUUAAUGCUGACACUGUGUUCACGAGACACCAGUGGAUACCAGUCUAUAGUUUGGUCAUCCAAUUCUUAAAGUUUAAAUAUACACUGAUAAAAGAUAAUAUGAUACUUUAUAUAUUGAAAGUAACUACAAUGAUUUAGAUUCUAUUUAUAUAUUGAAAGUAACUACAAUGAUUUAGAUGCUAAUGUCUUUAGUAAAUUUAUAACGAGAAUUGCCUUGAUAUGACCAUCAGACGCUAGAAGUCUUCAAGGAAGUAUAAUGAGGUGCAUAUUUGAAUUACAAGCCUUGGGAGAGUAGGAUGGCAAAUAAGGAACUGUGAUGAAGUAGACUGAUUUGUUUUGGGUGUGUGGGGAGUACGUAGACAUGAGCGAAAAUGGAUGAGCAUAUGUGUUAAAGACAGAAAGUUAUAAGUGACCUUAGAAUUUAGCCAAGACAGGAUAACUACCUAUAAUCUUAGUGUUGAGGGUCUCCAUUAGACAAAUGUGGCAGACACAAAGCACAAGAAGCAACUUUAUCUCUCAAAUACAUGAACACUGUGCCUCUUAAUUAAUCGUGCCUCUAAAAGGGAGUAAGUGCCAAAGUGUCUCCCAUCAGUGAAGUGGUGAAGAGACGAGGUGGUGUGGAGGCCCCAAGGCUCAGGGAGAUGGCGCACCAGUGAUGUUAUAUAAGACUUAUUUAAUUACUUAUUGAAAUGUCUAGUUUUUAUACAUGGGGAUGAUAAUAUAUAGCUUACAAACUAAAAGUCAAUGUUAUUAUAGUGUAUGUACGAAUGUGACAAGUGUGGAUGUAAGUACCUAACCCCAAUGUGAUGAAGCUUUUAUUGAAAUAAUUUUCUCAUUUGGCUUGAAAAGAAAAAAAAAUGCAAGGUUUUGACCAUGACACUGCUGCUCCUGCUGCUGCUACACUUUCAUUAUUGAUAUAACCAAUGCACAGUACAAUACAUUAGACAGUGCCCAGUCAUUAGGAAGCUUUAAAAAAUUAUUAGAUAAGUUUCAUUCAGCUUUCCUUAUUUUCAUCAUUUAUAGACAACCCAAACAAGACUAUCAUGCAACUCUUAUUUUUAAUCUGUUUGUACUGUAAAUGGCAAAAAUAAGCACAUGAAUAGAUAAAGGCUUCAUCUCAGAAAGUGUUCUGUUGUAUGUACAAAAAAAAAAAAAAAAAAAAAAAAAAUUACAUACCUGUUGUGUGUUUGCUGCCAAAGUGAUGACUGGUGAUUGGCAACAUCUGGUGUGAGUGAUAUUUGAGUGAUAUUUGGUGCCAACUUGACCCCAUCAUGAAGUGUGACAUGUGGAGCAGUGAAGGCAAUGGUGCUGUUCAGUGUUGGUGCUGCAGCCACUCCCGCCUUGCUCACUCCUCUGUGCUCGUUCCGUCAGUCCUGAAACUAGUCACGUCCAUACAGUGUCCACUUUAUGCCGAGCGAAAUCUGUCCUACCAUUCACAUUCUGUACUACCUCAAUACAAUGCUGUAUUCUGGUACAUACUGAGUGGAGGAAUUUUAUAUGCAAUAAAAAUUUGUACAAGUGAAAGUGUGCUGCCAUCACAUUAGCAUCAAAUCUGUGUGUGUGUGUGUGUGUGUGUGUGUGUGUGUGUGUGUGUGUGUGUGUGUGUGUGUGUGUGUGUGUGUGUGUGUGUGUGUGUGUGUUAAAACGAAUGAUUUAAUAAGCAGUAAUUUUAUUUUGUAAACUAAUAAGUGGUUGUUCUGCUUCAUAUCUUUUGUGUAUAUAUGUAGAUAGAUGGAGACAAUUGGUGUUUUGUUAUGUUUUUUUUUUUUCCCAUGGUCUGUUGCAGCAAAAGAUUCUCAUACCUUCCUGUAAUGUUUAGGAUCUCACUGGAUAUACUGGGCAGAAGCUUUACCUGUGCUACUGAGCUGAUCACUGAGAUGCUGGACUCACCUUCAGAAGUAAUCAGUGUACUUAUGUUGUUUUCAUCUGCAGAAACUAUGAUUUUCUUGACAAUGAUGUGAAUGAAGUGAUGUGUAUAUAUGUUGAGGUUGACGAAUGUUGUAAAUAUACAUACAAUAAAGAGAAUUCUAACUACAA
Molecule: messenger RNA, 7946 nt
Organism: Scylla paramamosain (green mud crab)
Lineage: Eukaryota; Metazoa; Arthropoda; Malacostraca; Decapoda; Portunidae
Product: integrin alpha-PS1-like
Exons: 17
Coding region: 16-5139 (1707 amino acids)
Biological process (GO): cell-matrix adhesion; cell-cell adhesion; cell adhesion mediated by integrin
Cellular component (GO): external side of plasma membrane; integrin complex
Molecular function (GO): integrin binding
Source: RefSeq, a predicted model, not a curated record